Molecule: messenger RNA, 3603 nt
Organism: Chiloscyllium plagiosum (whitespotted bambooshark)
Lineage: Eukaryota; Metazoa; Chordata; Chondrichthyes; Orectolobiformes; Hemiscylliidae
Gene: coro7
Product: coronin 7
Molecular function (GO): protein binding
Source: RefSeq, a predicted model, not a curated record
UGGUAGGCUGUUCCAGUUGUUCCCGGCUACUCGGACAGGUGGAGCAAUCGUUGGUUUCGUGGCUGAGAGCGGGAGCAAUGAACCGCUUCCGAACCUCGAAAUACAAGAACACGGUACCGCGGCUUCCGGGUCGGGCGGAUUGGAUCAAUGACAUUAAGUCAAGCUCUGCUGCCUCCUAUGGAAAUCAUAUCAAAUCAAGCUGUGCCUUCAUCGCUUUCAAUGCACAGAGCCCAGGAGGAGGGACUUUAGGAAUUCUGCCACUGGAAACUGGAAAUGGAGAUAAACGGCAGGUGUUAGAGCUUCAUUGUCAUGCAGAUCUGGUGACUGAUUUUGAUUUCUCCCCAUUUGAUGAUGAAUUAUUGGCAACGUGUUCAGCUGAUGUGAUGGUAAAGCUUUGGCGACUACCUGACACUUUUCAGCAGGUAUCAUCUGGACAGAACAUCACUCUGGGACCAGAAGCUGUGAGGGUGGAAUGUGUAUUGUUUCAUCCUUCUGCAGAUGGAGUUUUAGCAAGUGGAGCUGGAAAUACAGCCAAAAUAUGGGAUGUCUCACAGAAGAAAGCAAUGGCAGCUCUUGAAGAUCAUGGGGAUCAAAUUCAAAGCUUAACUUGGAAGAAAGAUGGUUGCCUCCUUGGUUCAUCAAGUAAGGAUAAGAAGCUACGAAUUUUUGACCCGAGAGCCACCACCUCAGCUGUGCAGAGCGUACAAGGCCACGAAAACAUCAAAGAUUCCCGGCUGAUCUGGCUCAAAACAUCAGACACUAUCCUGUCAACUGGGUUUAGCCAGAUGCGUGAGCGACAGGCCAGACUGUGGGACACCCGCAAGUUUACUAGUCCUGUCAGCACCUUAAAUCUUGAUACAGCACAGGGAUCGCUGAUCCCGUUGUAUGAUGCUGACUCUGGGUUGCUUAUCCUUGCUGGAAAGGGUGAUAAUGUUCUACAUUGCUUUGAAGUGUCCACUCCAGAGGCCACUUUAACCCAAGUGAAUCAAUGCAUGACAGAUUUGAAGUCCAAGGGUGUUGCCAUGGUGCCCAAACUUGCACUGGAUGUGAUGUCGUGUGAAGUAAUUCGAGUACUGCAGCUCACUGAGAACUCCAUUGUGCCCAUCAGCUACAACGUGCCCCGCAAGUCUUUCCACGAAUUCCAUGAUGAUUUAUUCCCAGACACUCCUGGUAAAGUUCCUUCAAUAUCUGCACUGGACUGGUUCAAUGGAUCUAAUGAGCAGGUACUGAAAGUUUCUUUAGAUCCAGGCAAACGCACAAAGCAGAGUUUCACCUCCAUUGCUAUUCCCAGUCUGCGGGAAACCUCAACACAAUUGAGACAACAAGCUCGCAGGGAAGAAAAAGAAAUGGAAGACAUGUCUUGGGGAACGGGAAAAUCAGUUGACAAUGGACAGGCAUCAUCAUCGAGUUCCAUCAGCUCAAUGACCUCAUCAUCCAUCGCCUCUCCGAGCAGCACCAGCUCAAAGUUCACCGAAUUUGUAACAACCCCUCAAGGCCAGAAAUCUCUCCACAGCAUCUUGGGCAAUAAUUCAAAAUUCAGACAUAUACAAGGCACAGUGUCUCAUCGGGGCACACACAUCACUAAUCUGAAGGGAUUAAACCUGACAACGCCUGGCGAAUCUGAUGGAUUCUGUGCAAAUCGUGAACGUGUUGCAGUUCCAUUGAAGGUGUCGGGUGGGCAGAUUGCUGUAUUGGAGCUCACGAAACCUGGGCGGUUGCCGGACAACUCCCUUCCCACCAUUCAGAACAGUACAGCGGUCACUGACCUCAUCUGGGAUCCCUUCGAUUGCCAUCGGCUUGCUGUCGCUGGUGAAGAUGCAAAGAUCCGACUCUGGAGAAUUCCAACUGGAGGACUCUCAGAAAUUCUUUCUGAUCCUGAGCAAACCCUUUCUGGUCAUACAGAGAAAAUCUAUUCCAUCAAAUUCCACCCACUGGCAUCUGAUAUCUUGGCUUCAUCCUCAUAUGAUAUGACUCUGAGGAUCUGGAACAUCAGUUCAGGAAAAGAAGAGAUCAUACUGAGGGGACAUACAGAGCAGAUCUUUAGCCUGUCCUGGAGUCCCGAUGGGCAGCAACUGGCAACAGUCAGCAAAGAUGGCAAAGUUCGACUGUAUGAUCCUCGGCAUUCAGUAAACCCUGUGCAGGAAGGACCAGGACCUGCAGGCAGUCGGGGGGCACGGAUAUUGUGGGUAAGCGACGGACGAUAUCUGCUGAUAUCUGGCUUUGACAGCCGCAGUCAGCGACUGAUCAGCCUCCAUGAUGUUGGGUCCUUGGCAUUGGGACCAAUAGCAACUACUGACAUCAGUGCAGCACCAUCCACACUCAUUCCUUUCUAUGAUGACGACACCAACAUUGUCUAUCUCACAGGCAAGGGUGAUACGAGGGUCCAUAUCUAUGAGAUUCAGACUGAAGCACCAUAUUUCCUGCAGUGCAGUGAUUUCAAUUCCACUGAACCACACAAGGGACUCUGCUUUCUACCAAAGACUGAAUGCAAUGUGAGGGAAGUGGAGAUUGCACGAGCCUUGCGUCUGGGGCACAAUUCCUUAGAGUCCAUUAUUUUUACCGUUCCACGAGUUAAGAAAGAGUUUUUCCAGGAUGACAUUUUCCCUGAUACCACAAUGUGGUGGCGACCGGUGCUGUCAGCUUCUGCCUGGCUGGCUGGUUCCAAUGGACAGCACAAGAAGAUGAGCUUGAAGCUUGAAGACAUGAUCCCAGUGAGUGAAGCCCCUAAAGAGGUCACAAUCAGAAAAUACAAGCCCUCAGCAUUCUACCUGGAAGAAAAAACAGAUGAGGAGAGAAAGGAAGAGCUGCUCAGUGCCAUGGUGGCAAAGCUUGGGAACUUGGAUGAUCCCCUGCCUCAGGACUCGUUUGAAGGAGUGGAUGAAGAUGAAUGGGAUGACUAGAUUUCAACUAAAGACAUCUCUACAGUACUUCAUCUCCUGAUGGACAUCCUAUUGGUGGAGCCACAGCUUCCUGCGUCAUUAAAUGUCAUUAAUCAUAAGCCUGCUAAUGAGCAAGAGAGUGUCUCUAUUACCCCUCUCACUUUCAAUUUGUCUCUCUCACUCAUAACAUUUCUCCCUCAUUAAUUAUUUGCGAUACAUUUCCCUUACUCACUUUCGUUCAUCUUUCACUCAUUUACAGCAUCUCCCUCAUUCACUCUCACCAUGACUACCUUGCCUGUUUGCAGCACGUUUCCCUCGCCCAAUUGCAGAGCAUCUCACUCACGUAUUCAGAGCAUAUCUCCCUCGCUCACAUAUAAAACAUGUCUCCCUCCCUCACUCACUCUCAGAUUAAAUCCAGCAUCACUCACUGUGUGUCUUUCUCUCUUUAAGUCUUGCCCACUCUUGGCUCAUACUCAAUGAAUACGAGGUACAAGAGAAGCAUCAGUGAGUUGCAUUUGUCAGCACCCCUCACUGGCAUUCCUUUCUCAAUUUUCACAUACGCAACCACAUUUCCUCCAUGCACCCCUGCCACAAUCCCCACACUCUCCCUUUCCUUCAAUGCCCCUUUCAUGCAGAGUUAUGCCAUGGGUCAGUAUUCUGCAUUGUUGCCAGUUUCAUCCCUGUUCAUAAACGUGCAUUUAUUAAAAAAAAAUUCAGCUGAAGA